Molecule: messenger RNA, 1578 nt
Organism: Telopea speciosissima
Lineage: Eukaryota; Viridiplantae; Streptophyta; Magnoliopsida; Proteales; Proteaceae
Product: disease resistance protein RPS5-like
Exons: 1
Coding region: 1-1578 (525 amino acids)
Molecular function (GO): ADP binding
Source: RefSeq, a predicted model, not a curated record
AUGUCAAGCACCUGCGAAUCGAGGUUGAUUGUCUUUAAGGCAACAAAGAAAAGUAAGCUACACAUCUUAAAAGCAGCAGAAAACGCUGGACAAGCUGAGGAUGAAGUAGCAAAGGAUUGGUUCGACGCCGUUCGAAAAAUCGAAGAGGAAACCGGUGAUAUAGAAGAGAAGUAUGAUCAACGAAAGUGUGCAGCGGGUUGGUGUGUAAAUUGCUGGUCACUCUACAAGUUGAGCAAGAAGUCUGUAGAUCUUAAGAAAAAAGUUCUUGAUCGGUUGGAAAACAUAAAAUUUGAUGUCGCAAGGCCACCUUCUCCAAAGUCUGUGAUAGAUAUGCAAACCGAGGCAAUAAUCGAGAACCAGCCAUCAACUCAAUGCACGUUGCGGGAGAUGCUUGAUUGCAUACUUGAUCCUCACAUUGGUAUCAUUGGAGUAUACGGUAUGGGGGGAGUGGGUAAAACAACUCUGGUCAAACAAUUAAAUAAUCACUUCAAAAAAAAUUCUUGUUUUGAGAUCGUGAUAAUGAUCAGAGUAUCUGCCACUCCCAACAUACCAAGUAUUCAAACUAGUAUCGGUAAGCGUCUUGGAUUACCAGAUAAUAGCGACUCUGAUGCAUUGUACGAAGCCUUAAGUAAGAAGAAAUUUCUUCUAAUUUUGGAUGAUGUGUGGUGCGAAUUAAAGCUCGAGAAUGUCGGAAUCCCUCAACUUCCAAAUGAUAAAGAGAGCAAGAUUCUUGUAAUCAGUCGAAAUCAAGAUACUUGCACUGAUAUGGGUGCAAGUAAAAAAAUAAAAGUGAAGCCAUUAACUGAUGAGGAGUCGUGGAUGUUCUUCGUUAAGAAAGCUGGUGAACAUGUUGCUGUUGAUGAUCUAAAACGUCUUGCUGAACAAAUUGUUGAAAGGUGUGAUGGUCUUCCCCUUGCAAUCGUCACUGUUGCUCGUGCAAUGGUGAAUCGACAUGGAGUCAGGGAGUGGGCUAAUGCUGUAAGGGAAAUGAAGGUAUCAGCCACAGAUCUCCGAGGUAUGAUAAAAGAAGUGCUGGUUCCUUUAAAGUUCAGUUUUGAUAUAUUGGAGAAUAAUAUGCUUAAGAGUCUAUUUCUUUAUUGUGCUUGCUUCCCCGAAGACCAUAUCAUAAGCGAAUAUGAGAUAUUAAAUUACUGCUUUGGAGAGGGAUUAGAAGAUAGAUUGGGUAGUCUAACAGAUGCUAGGAAUAAAGGUGAGGCUCUGCUUGGAAGUUUGAAAAUUGCUUGCAUGUUGGAAGAUGGAGAGGAAAAAAAUUGGGUAAGGAUGCAUGAUAUGAUGCGAGAACUCGCACUUUGGAUUGCUUCUUUAGAGUACUCUGAUGGGAGUAACCUCAGCAAGUUUGUGAUAAGAACUGGUGGAUCAGUUAAAAAGGCACCACAGGCUCAUGAGUGGGUCGAUGCAACAUGGGUAUCUCUAAUAGAUACGCAAAUUAAGGAGUUGCCGAAGUUGGAAGAGAUGUGCCAAAAACUAUCCACUUUCCAAUUCAGGAAUAAUAGGAUCUGCACUGUUAUUCCAGAGCCAAAUUUCUUGCAACACAUGGUUAAUCUUAAGAGUAUUUGA